Messenger RNA from Mauremys reevesii (Reeves's turtle), 2222 nucleotides. RefSeq names its product zinc finger protein 420-like. The transcript has a single exon. The record is from RefSeq and is a predicted model, not a curated record. The annotation marks the transcript as partial. Lineage: Eukaryota; Metazoa; Chordata; Testudines; Geoemydidae.
GGGAAAAACUUCUCUAGCAGCUCAAACCUUUCUCAGCAUCAGAGAAUCCACACAGGGGAGAGGCUCUAUGAAUGCCGUGAGUGUGGGAAAACCUUCACUCCCAGAUCAGGCCUUUCUAAACAUCAGAGAAUCCACACAGGGGAGAGGCCUUACGAAUGCUGUGAGUGUGGGAAAACCUUCAUUUACAGAUCAGCCCUUUCUCAGCAUCAGAGAAUCCACACAGGGGAGAGGCCCUAUGAAUGCUGUGAAUGUGGGAAAACCUUCAUUUACAGAUCAGGCCUUUCUCAGCAUCAGAGAAUCCACACAGGGAAGAGGCCCUAUGAAUGCCGUGAGUGCGGGAAAACCUUCAAUCGCAGCUCAAACCUUAUUACUCAUCAGACAAUCCACACAGACGAGAGGCCCUAUGAAUGCAGUGAGUGUGGGAAAAGCUUCUCUAGCAGCUCAGCCCUUUCUCAGCAUCAGAGAAUCCACACAGGGGAGAGGCCCUAUGAAUGCAGUGAGUGUGGGAAAACCUUCAUUUACAAAUCAGGCCUUUCUCAGCAUCAGAGAAUCCACACAGGGAAGAGGCCCUACGAAUGCCGUGAGUGUGAAAAAACCUUCAUUUACAGAUCAGCCCUUUCUGUUCAUCAGAGAAUCCACACAGGGGAGAGGCCCUAUGAAUGCCGUGAGUGCGGGAAAACCUUCAAUCGCAGCUCAAACCUUAUUACUCAUCAGAGAAUCCACACAGAUGAGAGGCCCUAUGAAUGCAGUGAGUGUGGGAAAAGCUUCUCUAGCAGCUCAGCCCUUUCUAAACAUCAGAGAAUCCACACAGGGGAGAGGCCCUUUGAAUGCAGUGAGUGUGGGAAAAGCUUCACUCACAGCUCUCACCUUAAUGGGCAUCAGAGAAUCCACACAGGAGAGAGGCCCUAUGUAUGCCGUGAGUGUGGGAAAACUUUCAAUCACAGCUCGCACCUUCUUACCCAUCUCAGAACCCACACAGGGGAGAGGCCGUAUAAAUGCAGUGAUUGUGGGAAAAACUUCAUUUACCGCCAGCAGCUUAUUAGCCAUCAGAGAAUCCACACUGGUAUGAGACCCCAUGGAAGCAGUGAGUGUGGGAAAACCUUGUCUUGCCAUUGAGCCCAUGUGAGCCAUCAGAGAAUCUGCAAGGGGGAUCAACACCACAAACCCUCUAGGGCUAUCGAUACUUUCAUACUUUUCCUGAUUCCCACAGAGUAACUUUUAAAAGCUGUUUGAACUGCAUGAAGCACCGAUAUCCCUCAGCUUGGCCAGAUGAGUGGCCCAUUUUUUGCAUUUUGCAGUUUGACCUCUUUGAGGUGGACCCAUUUGUCCUUUCUAUCAACUCCAUUGUCCCAUGAGUAAUUUGAGUGUGUCCUUCCCAUAAGAAACAAGGGAGCAUCACAGUUAUACCAUUCCUCCUAUUGCAGUUAUGGUUAGAGUCACCAAUGAUACAUAUUGUAGCAUUGCCAAUUGUUCUCACGUUGCUCUGGGUUGUGCUGAAGAGCAGUUAUCAUGGGAACUUUUCAUAUUACAUUUAAAAGAGGAGGAGCAGGGGCAGGAAAAAAGUGUCAUUUCCGCUUCUGUGAUACUGGAAGGAGAUGUAAAAAGCGACAGAGUCCUGUGGCACCUUAUAGACUAAAAAAUGUUUUGGAGCAUAAGCAAUAUACCAAAACCUACAGGAUAACACUUCAGUCUCCCUGGACACACAAUCGCAGAUUUAAAAAUAGCCAUCCUGCAGCAAAAAAACUUCAGACCCAGACUUCAAAGAGAAACUGCUGAGUUUCAGUUUAUUUGCAAAUUUGACACCAUCAGCUCAGGAUUCAACAAAGACUGUGCCUGGCUCGCCAGCUACAGAGGCAGUUUCUCCUUCCUUGGUGUUCACACCUCCUCUGCUAUAAGAGCCUCAUCCUCCCUGAUUGAACUAACCUUGUUAUCUCUAGUCUGAUUCUCGCUUGCAUAUUUAUACACCCCUCUGGAAAUUUCCACUCCAUGCGUCUGACGAAGUGGGGAUUCAUCCACGAAAGCUUAUGCGCCAAUACGUCUGUUAGUCUACAGGGUGCCACAGGACUCUUUGUCACGUUGUACAGAUCUGGACUAACACAGCCACCCCUCUGAUACUUGAAAGGAGAUGGGGUGACUCAGAGAUUCCCUCCUUCCCCAUCACGGCAGAACUGUUACCUUUUGACUGAGCCAGGCAGAGUUUAUCGUCAUCACAUUCUACCCCU